Molecule: messenger RNA, 4284 nt
Organism: Closterium sp. NIES-65
Lineage: Eukaryota; Viridiplantae; Streptophyta; Zygnematophyceae; Desmidiales; Closteriaceae
Source: the annotation of a GenBank genome assembly
AUGGCUACCCCCAGUGUCCUUACUUUUGAUGCUGAGGGCCGUGCCGUUGACUUUGAGGUCUGGGUCGAUGACCUCCAGCUGUUUCUCCAGUGCGAUAGGGCAGACGGACUCUCUCUAUUCGAUCUCACCUCUGGUGCCUCUCCUGCCCCGCCUGCUACUACUAACAGCACUGUUCGCUCACAGUGGGCCACACGCGAUGCUGCUGCUCGCCUUGCUGUGCGUCGCCACUUACCGACCACUGAGCGUGCACACUUUAGCCAGUACAAGAGUGCUCAGACCUUGGACCACUUCCUCUCAAUUUGCCCCACCAAACUCACCGUUGACCUCCUCGAGAAGAGCCUCCUAGCAGCAGAGAAGAGCAUAGUCGAUGUAGGAGCCUCUCGUGGUGACCCUCGCACCCCCGUCUUUGAGGGGUGUUCCCCCUCCCCCCUCUUGCCCUCUGUUGCCUCUGCUGCUGCGGCCGACCUCGUUGGUUUCGAGUCGGUCGGCGCUGCGUCUGCCCCUAGCGGGAGACGCCACACCGGCAAGGGCAAGGGGGGCAAGGGCGCUGGAGGGGCUGGCGGGGGCGGUGGAGGUGGUGGUGGAGGUAGUGGAGGGGGUGGGGGUGGUGGUGGGAGUGGUGGCGGGGGUGGAGGUGUCGGUGGCAGCAGUGGAGGCGGAGGAGGCGGCGACGGUGGCGGAGGGAGCGGAGGCGGCGGAGGUGGUGGAGGCGGCGGAGGCGGCGGAGGUGGCGGAGGCGGCGGCGGCAGCAGUGGACCUGGUCGCAGCUCUGUGCAGAGGAGUGGCUUCGGUGGUGGUACGCGCCAGCAGCAGCAGCGCAGUCGUGAGACCCUGUCCCCUCAGCAGCUUCGUGAGUGGGCGGGGGCUGCUAUCUUUGAUCUUGAUUUUGAUGCUAUUCUUGCUGCCAUGUUUGCUGUUGCUGAUAGUGUUGAGGGUGACUGUUACCUGUGUGUUCCGCCUGACCCGGGCAUUGAGGCUGCUGCUCUAGGUGCUGGUGAGGCUGCUGCUCUAGGUGCUAGCGCGUCUGCUGCCCCAGGUACAGCUGAUCUACAGGAUAGGGGGGUUGACCAGUUCACUCCUGCGAGUCAGCGGGUGACCCACUGUACGUGUGCUCGGACAGGCCGACACUUGGCCACGUUCACCCGUCGGCCGGGGUCGAGCCUGUACACCCUCACUACUGAGUCUCCUCCGGCUGCUGAGCCUGGUCAGGUCGCUGCGUCGAGUCAAGUGUUUGCAGCAGCGUCCAGGUCUAGUCCUGAGUCUGCUCCCUGCUCGUGUCAUCUCCUGUCUCACCAGACUCUCCUUUGGCACCACCGCCUUGGUCACCCCUCUCUGCCUCGUCUCCGAGGCAUGGCCUCCCGUGUCCUUGUCUCUGGUCUCCCCCGGUCUCUCCCUCCCCUACCUCCGGGGCCUGCCCCUACCUGCGUCCCCUGCGUCGAGGGGCGACAGCGCGCCGCCCCUCACUCCUCCGAGUUUCCUCCGACAGAGGCUCCGUUGCAGACUCUUCACAUGGACGUGUGGGGCCCCGCCCGCGUCCGUGGCCAGGGGCACGAGCGUUACUUCCUGUUGGUGGUUGACGACUACUCGCGUUACACCACGGUCUUCCCCUUGCACAGCAAGGGUGAAGUCACUGAGGUGUUGAUCGACUGGAUCCGCGCAGCUCAUCUCCAGCUCAGAGAGAGUUUCGGCUCGGACUUUCCUGUUCUGCGUCUACACUCUGACAGAGGCGGGGAGUUUUCCUCUGCCCGUCUGGGAGCCUUCUGUCAUGCACAGGGCAUCCGCCAGACCUUCACGCUUACGGCCUCUCCACAGCAAAAUGGGAUUGCUGAGCGCCGCAUCGGUAUGGUCAUGGACGUCGCUCGUACGUCCAUGAUCCAUGCGGCUGCUCCCCAUUUUCUGUGGCCGUUUGCGGUUCAGUACGCGGCGCAUGAGCUCAACCUUAAGCCCCGGGUCUCCUUGCCAGAGACCUCCCCCACCUUGCGGUGGACGGGGAAGGUUGGCGAUGCGUCUGCGUUUCGGGUCUGGGGAUCUCGGGCGUUUGUCCGCGACUUGUCUGCGGACAAGCUGUCUCCCCGUGCUGUUCCCUGCGUCUUCCUUGGCUUCCCCCUCGACGCGCCUGGUUGGCAGUUUUACCACCCCACCUCGCGCCGUGUUCUGUCCUCCCAGGACGUCGCCUUUGACGAGUCGGUGCCUUACUACCGUCUCCUCCCCUACUGCGCUGCGCCCCUUCCCCCGCCGCCGCUCUUCCUUGUGCCAGGUCCUCCCCCGGUAGACCCCCUCCCCCCUCAGGGUCCUGCCCCGUCAGGUGUGUCCCAGGUAGACGCAGUCGAGCCUGUCGAGGUAGCUGUUGACUCUGGUGCUGCUAGAGGUGCUGAGCCUGCGGGUGCCGGGUCUCGAGGUGCUGAGUCUGGGGGUGCUGAGCCUGGGGGUGCUGAGCCUGGGGGUGGUGAGCCUGGGGGUGCUGAGUCUGGAGGUGCGGAGCCUGGUGGUGCGAAGCCUGGGGGUGCGGAGCCUGGGGGCGCUGGGUCUGCUUGUGUGACCGCCGGCGGUGCUUCGUCGAGGCGGGAGCCACUCUCUCCGCAGGAGCUGCGCGAGUGGUUUGCCCGGCGUUGGGGCCGUGCUGCUGGAGCUGGAGGCACUACUGUUGCUGCUGGUUCCGGAGGUGCUCGUACUGGCGGUGCUGGAGCUGCUGGGCCUAGGGGUGCUGCUGGGGCUACUGGAGUUGGUCCUACUGGAGCUGCUGGCGGUUCUAGAGCUGCCGGUCCAGCUGGAGUUGGUGCUGCUGGAGCUGCUGGAGCUGGAGCUGCUGGGGGUGUUGGCGCUGGUGGUUCUGCUGGCGCUGGUGCGUCUGAGGGUGCUGGAGUUGGCGCUGUUGGAGCUGGAGGUGCUGCUGACCCUGGAGCUGCCGCUGGGGGUACUCGUGCUGUCCCUGCUGGUUCUGGAGGCGGUGCGCGGCCGCGGCCGUACUUCGUUCCGCUCCUUGAGCAGGUUCUUGGUCUCUCGCCUUCUACUGGUCCUGCUCCUCCCUUAGAGUGUCCACAGCCUGUCCAGUCGCAGUCACAGUUACAGCCCACCUCCCCUCUACCUGCUCCUUCUCCCUACACUGGUCCUACUGGAGGUCUUGCUGAGCGUCGUGAGCCUGCGUCUCGUCCUGCGUCGCCUGUUCGUGCUGCUUGCACUAGUAGUCGUGCUCCGCGUCCGCGUCCUCCUGCGGUCACAGGCACACACCAGAUGGAACUGCGUCCUUCCACUACUCCUCUGCGUGUCCCAUUGCCGUCUUCUCCAGAGUCCUCUCUUCCUGUUCUUGCUGACCCGGAGUCUGACUCUCUUGGUGCUGCCAGUCCUACUGUCACGCGUCUCCUGGCCACUGUUGUCACUGACCCUUCCUUUGAGUCUGCUGCGUCUGUUUUAGUUGCUGAGCUUGUCGACUUUGCUGCUCGCUGUCGUCUAGACUACGCCACUAGUCUCGUUGCUGAGUCUGAGUCUGUCUGUCCUCCGUCCGUCGGGGGUGAGUGUGCUCUUAGCACGGACGUCCUUGAGGACAGGCAGGAGGAGUUCCAGUACAUCCCGACUCCUCGAUCGUUCGCUGAGGCGAUCGAGGGUCCCUACUCCUCUCAGUGGGAGUCAGCCAUGGACGCAGAGAUGGCUUCCUGGAAGUCCACAGGCACCACGUCAACGAGGUUCCCCCACCUGGGGCGAACAUCUCAGCGGCAGGGAGUUGACUACUUUCAGACCUUCUCUCCCACCCCGAAGAUGACCACUCUUCGGGUGCUGCUGCACAUAGCCGCUCAGCGCGACUACGAGCUUCACUCUCUUGACUUCAGCACAGCUUUCCUGCAGGGCAGUCUGCACGAGGAGAUCUGGCUGCGCCGCCCACCUGGCUUCACUGGGUCGUUUCCUCCUGGUACUCAGUGGAGCCUCAGGCGGCCAGUCUACGGUCUCCGCCAGGCACCCCGUGAGUGGCACGACACACUGAGGACCACACUUGCGGCUCUUGGGUUUGCUCCUUCUACAGCCGACCCGUCGCUGUUUCUGCGCACCGACACCUCUUUGCCGCCGUUCUACAUCCUUGUGUACCUCGACGACUUGAACUUUGCCACUGCUGACACUGCUGGACUCGCCCACGUGAAGUCCGAGCUGCAGAAGAGACACACGUGCACAGACCUGGGUGAACUGCGCAGCUACCUUGGCUUGCAGAUCACCCGGGACAGAGCACAGCGCACCAUUACCCUGACCCAGUCACACAUGGUGCAGCAGGUCCUUCAGCGGCUGACUGUUAUGUGA